Cotesia congregata is the source of this 1635-nucleotide messenger RNA. NCBI's taxonomy places the organism in Eukaryota, Metazoa, Arthropoda, Insecta, Hymenoptera, Braconidae. The record is from the annotation of a GenBank genome assembly.
AUGGCCAGAGUAGGGGGUAAAAGCACGUAUCAUAUAGCUUUUUGGAAUGUAGCAGGGGUAAGAAAUAAGGAGGAGGACUUCUGGGUAGGCAUAAGGGAGUGGGAUGUGGUAGUGCUAAUAGAAACUUGGGUAAAUAGGAAGAAGUGGACAGAGAUAAGGGAGUCAUGGAAAAAAGGGUUUAAAUGGCAAAUCCAAGAGGCAAAGUUACCAAAAGGAAGAGGAAGAGCAAAGGGAGGGAUAUUGGUAGGAGUAAAGGAAGGUAUAGAAAUACGCAAUAAGGGAAAAUGGGAUGAGGAAGGAUGGGCAGAAGUUGAGGUACUCCUAGGAGGGGAGUGGUGGUGGAUAAUAGGGGUAUAUAUCAAUGGGGAUAUGGGGAGGAAGAAGGAGCUAAUGAGUAAGUGGAUGGAUGAAGCUGGAGAUGAAAGGAUAUUAUUUGGUGGAGAUUUCAACGCUAGGACGGCGUCGGAAGGAGGUCUGAGGACUGUGGAUGACCAACUGGGAAGAAGCGUGAGAAGAUCAAAGGAUAAUGUGUAUAACAAGGAUGGCAAGGAACUGUGCAGCUUUUUGGAGGAGAAAGGAUGGGCAAUAGUGAAUGGAUGUGUUAAGGGAGAUGAAGAGGGGGAAUGGACAUUCGUAGGGGAAAGAGGCUGCUCGGUGAUAGAUCUUGUCCUAAUAGAUGAGAGGAGUAGAGAUAGGAUUAUGGAGUUGAGAAUUGAAGAAAGGACAGACUCAGAUCACUUGACAAUAGUGGUCAAGGUAGAAGUUCAAGGCAAGAGGUCGAGAGAGGGUUAUAAGGAAAGGAUUAAUCGGACAGGGAGGGGAGUAUGGACUCAAGAGGGUAGAAGUAACUUUCAGGAAGAAUUCGGUAAUGCGGGAGUUCAGGUAGGAAAUUUAGAUGAAGACUGGAGGAGGUUGAAAGAGAGAAUAAGAGGAGCUAUUAGGGAAUCCGAAAAAACGAGGGUAAAGUCGAGAGGUGUAUCCAGCUGGUGGGAUGAAGAAUGCAGAGAAGGUAAGGGAAAAUUAAGGAGAUCUUUGCAAAGCUUUAGAAAGAAGAAAAUUCCGAAGGAAGAGUACUUUCUGGAAAAGAAAACAUACAAGAAGCUAUGUGAGGAGAAGAAAAGGUUGGAGAAGCAAAGAUGGGAAGAUUGGGUCAAGAGCGCCAGGACGGAAGGACAGGUAUGGAAAGUAGUGAACGAGGGAAGAAAAAAGAGGAGUGGAAUAAAUAAAGAUAUCCCAAUGGAGACAUGGGAUCUGUAUUUCAGGGAGGUACUGGGGGGAUCGGAGAGGAAGGUAACACGGGAAGGCUCAAUGAUUGAAGAGGAACUGGAUGAGAUGGAAGAGGACGAGAUCUCUUUGGACGAAGUCAGGGAAAUGAUAGCUCGGACUGGGAUUCGAACCCAGAACCUUCCGAAGACAUGUCGGCUACUCUACCAUUUGAGCUAUCCGGUCUAUACUAAAUUUCCUAUACUAAACAUCCGGUCCCUAUCCGGUCCCUAUCGGAGCUAUCCGGUCUAUACUAAACAUCCAACAAUAGAUAUGAAAUCUUCCGUACCACUCGAGUGGGCCAAAGAUUUCAUACUAACUUUACCAUCUCUCUAUACCUCUACGUGUAAAAGAUGCGAUUUCGAAAAUUAA